AUGGAAGCACCACUCUCCUCUCCCUCUAUGAAAGGAACCUCCCAAAAUAAUACUUACUUCAUGGCCGGAUCAAAUUCCUCAUCCUCAGCCUCUUCUGCGCAAUCCAAUAACCCCACUACAUCAUCAACAGCGGCCCAAGCACCAAAUCAACACCAACACCAACAAACCCAACAAUACCACCCCGCACAACGUCCCCAACAAUCAAAUCAAGACGACGGAACCUCUCCUUUCCUCCGCGACUUUAAUCUCGUUGCCGAGGCUGCGAAACGGGCACAAAUGGCAGUUCUGAUGCGGGAUCUCGAGGCUGUUGGUUUAUAA
This is a messenger RNA of Hymenoscyphus albidus, 318 nucleotides long. The record is from the annotation of a GenBank genome assembly. NCBI's taxonomy places the organism in Eukaryota, Fungi, Ascomycota, Leotiomycetes, Helotiales, Helotiaceae.